UAAUGUGUAUUUUUUAAAUAGGUAUGGCGGUAUUUGGAAAAAUUAAAAAUGUAUAGAAGCAAUAUGUAGUGCUAAUGCUAGCCUCAUCUAGCAGGGUUUAAAAAUGCAACAUAAUGGAAUUAUAGAUAAGAAGGAGAAAUAGAUAUGGCAGAAUAUCAUCUGCUUGGAGGUGGUUUUGGUGUGAGUGGAAAUGAAAUGGAAGAUUCAACAGGAAUGGUUGGAAGUGGAGGUUAUGGGCAUAAUAUGGCAGAACCUGGUAUUGGAACUGAAAUGUUACCAUCAAAUAUACCUGCUGGACCUUCACAGAACUCUAAUCCAAUGAUAUCUGGAAUGAUGCCACAUCAACAGUCUCCAGCAGAAUCUCAGGUAGAACAUGGAGGUAUGAGCAAUUAUCAUCAAUCAGGACCAGUACAUGGUUAUCAGCAAAAUGAAGUGCCUCAGAAAUUACAUCACUAUAAUGUUUACAAUGGUCCAGCCACACAAAGUGGUCAAUAUGUUUCAGGUCCAAGAUUCACACAUUUAGGUGAUGCAUCACAUCCCUCUUCAGGUGUUAGACAACAGCCACCACAAGCUGUGCCUCCAUCUCAAAUGCAGAUGUAUCAACAUCAAGGUAUGGGAGGAAGCCAUUAUGGACAAAGACCACAGCAACCAAAUCCAGUCUCCGUACAUCCUCCUCAAAAUUCUGCACAGUAUCCAGGACAAUAUGGUUCAGUACCUCAUUCUCAAUAUCAGCAUCAUCAACAGCAUCCAAUCCAGCAUGUAAAUCAAUCUAAUGAAAUGUGGCAAAAUGCUUAUGGACAUCAACAACAUACUCGUCUCAGUUUAUCUCAAGGACAAACAUAUUCUCAUCAACAGCCACCUACUCAAAAUCAUGGAGCAAAUCCUGUUCAACAUGGAGGUAUGCCUUUACAAGGAUCACGACCUAUUGCUCCAACACAGAACCAAUACAUGCCUGGACAAGAUUUUCAAAUGGCACAUUCUCCUGUACAAACACCAUCAAUGCAACGACCACCAGUUUAUCGAAUGGCAGCCUCUCAAUCUAAUCAAAAUGGAUCACAUAUUACUCAAACAACUGGAACACCAUCUGGAGGAACUCAGUUUCCUCAUGUUCCAAUGUCUCAAUCAGAUCAGUCUGUACCACCAUAUUCUCAGGGACCGUAUGCCCCAACUUCUCAGCCCGUGGCAAGAGCCCAUUUUAGUGGCACAAAUGCAAGUGGAACAAUUUCACAUCAAACAUCUGGUCAGAUGUCUUCUACUGGUGUACCUAGACCUAUGCAGCAGAUGGGUUAUCCAUGUGCCUCUCCAAGGAUAAACUCGGGUCAGCAACAUGGUGGAUCAUUGCCUCCAAAUAGUCCAGCUCAGUAUCCGAUGUCAUAUUCUCCUAAUCAGACAUUUACAAAUACUGCCCAGUCUGCUCCACAUGUCAGUGGAUCUUCAAAUCCAACUCAGUUAUCAACAUAUGCCAGUCCUCAACAUGUACCGCAGGCACCUACCAGCCCUCAAUACAGAGGGCAUUUUCCACCACAUAUAAAUCAGUCACCACGACAACCUACUCCUACUCCACCUUCAGGAUCUCCUAUGCCCCCAGCUUCUCAUACUCCUGAAAGAAUGGUUCAUCCUCCAACAACAUCAACACCCCAAUCUCAGGGAAGUUAUCCUAGCCCUAGUACAAGUCAUAUGUCUAGCCCUGGACAGGGUCCUUCACCUGGUACACCGUCCAAUAGCUUGCAGCAUUUGGAACAAAUGGUGAUGCCAAGAAUGACAACUGGAUCAACUACUCCAUCAGCUGCUCCUCCAAAUAUUGGUGCAUCUUCAAACUCUGUAAUGGUACAAUCGCCAGUUAGUAAUAAUUAUUAUACUCAUCUAUCACAGCCUCAGCCACAUCAUUCUACAGCACCACCAGUGGAAUCAUAUUCUCAACCGCAAAGUCCGGCAUUUUCUCACAUGUCACCACAGCCAAGACCAAUGCAUCAAUAUCUUGGACAGACACCUAUGCCUUCUGAACAACAAUCCCCUAUGAUAAGUCACAAUGUUGGUACAGGACCAAAUGUGCCAAAUUCUCAAACAUUACAUCCAUCCACAACAAGUGGACCUUUGCCAAGAACAAACAAUAAUUCUGGUGUUGAUGAUAGAAUGACAACAGGCCAUUUCACUCCUUCUAAUAUUAAUUAUAAUAAUUCUAAUAAUGGAUCAUUUAUUCAACCAGUUAUGGGUCCAGAAACUGAUAUGCAACACCCACAUACUGUUUCAAGUCCUGUACCUAGCCAUAUAACUCCUGUUCCACCAAACUCUUCUCUUCCUUACCAUUCAAAUCAAUCGUUUCCUUCUGGAAAUUCAUUUGAAAUACAGCAGAUUCAGCAAGAAUUGCAACAGUUAUAUGGCAUGCAUCAAAGUCCUGAAACCCAACAAAAGAUUACUGAAUUACAAGAACGAUUACGUUAUUUUCAAUCCCAAAAUGUACCUCCUAGUACAUCUCCUCUUCCUCCAAAUGCACCUGGUCAACCUAUAUCUUCUGUUUAUGCUCCAUCUCCAUAUGGGUACAAUUCAGGAUCUCAGGUACAUUAUCCUCAAUCACAAAUGCAGCAGUCUGCACAACAUUUUGGCCAACAGGUUUCCCAAAUUCAAGGGUCACAAAAUAAUGGACUUCAUUCUCCAUCUCAAAAAAAUCAUGUAGGGAUGCAGGAUAUAAAUGUGUGCCCACAGCAAAUUUCUGUUGAUCAUGAUCAGGAAAUGAUGGGGAUGCAGCACAAUCAGCAGAAUUUAGCAGUAAUACCACCUAUGUCGCAACCACCUGAUAUGGUACCACCACCUCAAGAAAUUAUGGAUAUGGGCAUUGGGGAAGGACAAGAUCAAAUCAUAACACAGCCUGUAGCAGGUGAAACUAAAAGAAAAGGGAAAGGGAAAAAACAAACAAAAAUCAAGACUAGACCUAAAAGUACAGAUUCUUUGCAGAAUAUUACUGAAAAUGAUUCCAAUCUUGAGUUAUCUGAAGUUGGUAAGGAACAAGAAGUUAAAGUCACAAAGCGAUAUAAAAAGAGAAAAGCUAAAGACAAGGAUCAAAAUGAUUCUCAGGAAGAAAAAGAACCUAAACCAAAGAAACAAAAGAAAACUAAGUCUAAAGAGCCUAAAGAAAGGAAAACAAAACCAACCAAAGAAAGUAAAGAACCUUCAGAAUCAAGUCAAACAGAAGAAGGAGAUGACGUAAAAGAUUUAGAUGAAGGUAAAUGUCUAAAAGAAGGUAAACCUAAGAAAGAGAAAAAGGAAUCUAAAGGAAAGACUAACAAAUUACCAACAUCUAAAGAAAAUAAAUCAAAAUCACCAAAGAAAAAGAUGCCAAAUGUUUACAUUUCUAACAAUUUGUUUUCUAACCAGAAACGUCGUUCAGCUAGAAAUACAAAGAGAAAGAAAUAUACAGAUGAUAUUGAUUUGCAUUUAACUGAUGAUGAUGGAAAUGAUUCAGAUGUUGAAAGGGCAAUUAAGCAAAGCACAGAAGGAAAAGCAGUUCAAGUUAUGAUGGAUAUCAAUGUUGAAGAUUUUAUGGUAGUAGAAAAAAUUCUCUCUAUGAGAAUACGGACAAUUCAAAAAGAGCCUGAAAAUGUUAGUGAAGAAGAAGGUAGUCAGUUAGCAUCUGAAUCUAUUGACAUUGAAGAGUUCUUUGUGAAAUACAAGAGUCUGUCGUACUUGCAUUGUGAAUGGAAAACUCAAGAAGAAUUAGAAAGAAAUGAUAAAAGAGUUUCUCAAAAGAUUAAAAGAUUUAAGCAGAAACGAGAGAAUUUGAGCAAUUUCUUUGAUUUUCUUGAAGAAGAAGCAUUUAAUCCCGAUUAUGUUGAAGUUGAUCGUGUGUUAGAUGUUUCUGAAACAGUUGAAUUAAUACAGCCAAAUACUCUUGAAUCAGAUAUGACAAUAACUGAAGACAAAAAAGAAAAUUCAAAUUCUUCAGAAAAUAAUGAAGAAGUAAAAGAAAUUAAUAAAGAUUUCAUAGAAAGUACAUUAAUUGAAAAAGAAGGAAGUACUGAUACUAAUGAAACUAUAAAAGCAGAUUCAGAAUUAACUAUGGAUACUAAACCAGAUUUUAAUGUAGAAGAACAAAGCGAAGCUUGUGAGAAAUUAGACGUUAAGAAUGAAAGUAAUGAAGAAAGUGAGAAUAAAAAUGCAGAAAGUGAAAAAGUUCAAGAUAGUGAGGAAAACAAAUUGAAAAGAAUUGCUAGACAUUAUUUAGUCAAAUGGAGAGGUUUGCCAUAUGAAGAAAGUACAUGGGAAUUGGAAGAGGAUGUAGAUGCUAACAAAAUUGUACAGUUUCAUCGUUUUAAGGAUCCACCUCCUAAAGAAAAAUGGAAAGUAUGUUGCAUAUAUGUUGGAAAAUUUAUCAACAUAAUUAAUAUGCAACGCACGCCAACUAAAAGAGGAAGACCACCACGUCAAAGGUCAAAAUCGGCUAGUGGAAAGGAAACUGCUUCGACCACUAAUUCCAGGUUAAUUACUGAUUACAAUUCAUACGUUGAAAGAACUUCUCCUGAACCAACCUCUGCAAAUGCAGGUUUGAACCCUGAAACUUCACUUCUAAGUUCACAACUAUCAGGUGAGCCAUUUGAUCUUUUAUCUUCUUCACCAGGAAAAAAUUCAUCUGAUAUAUCAAAAGAUCUGGACCAGAUUCGUAAUAGUAUUCAAGAAACUAAAGAUCAGAAUCAAAAAAUGAAUAGCCAAAUAAUUAAUCUUGAACAACAGAUUGCUAAUUUGAAAAUAGAAAAUGAAAGUAUGCAAUAUCGAAUGGACAAUAUGGUUAAUGCGCAACAUCGCAAUAAUAUAAUGUUAUAUAGAUAUCCCAGUAAAACUAGUCCUACCAAGCUAGAAGUGUUUAAUCUUAUUAAUGAAUCAUUAGAAUUACAUGAAGUUACAAUGGAUGAUAUAAUAGCGAUUAUUCCAAUAACUAAAUCACAGUAUCCAACAAUUAAAUUAAUUAUUAAAAAUACUCAAAUAAGAGAUUACAUAUAUUCGAGUUUUAUAAAAAUGAAACAGCAAAACCUGUCGAACAAUAACAAAUUUUAUUAUUAUUAUUUCAGGCAAAAUUGUAUAUUAGCUGAUGAAAUGGGUUUGGGAAAAACAAUCCAGUCUAUUGCAUUCUUGAAUGAAGUAUCAGAUUAUGGAAUUACUAGUCCAUUUCUAGUAAUAGCACCACUUUCUACCAUUGGGAACUGGCAGAGAGAGUUUGAGACCUGGACUGAUUUAAAUGCAAUUACAUAUCAUGGAAGCUCUGCAAGUCGUAAUAUGAUUCAAGAAUAUGAAAUGUAUUAUAAAAAUGAAAAGGGGGAGAGAAUAUUGGAAGUAUAUAAGUUUCAAGUAAUGAUAACAACAUUUGAAAUUGUACUUAGUGACUGUUUAGAGUUGAGAGAGAUACCUUGGCGUUGUGUUAUUAUUGAUGAAGCACAUCGCUUGAAGAAUAGAAAUUGUAAACUGUUAGAAGGCUUAAGAUUAUUAAAUACGGAACAUCGUGUACUCUUAACUGGAACACCAUUACAAAAUAAUGUUGAAGAACUGUUCAGCUUGUUAAAUUUUCUUGAACCUAAUAGAUUUGUAUCUACAGAAGCCUUUUUGGAAGAAUUUGGUGAAUUAAAAACCGAAGGACAAGUAGAAAAACUCAAAGCUUUAUUAAAACCUAUGAUGCUUCGUCGGUUGAAAGAAGAUGUUGAGAAAAGUUUAGCUCCUAAAGAGGAAACUAUAGUAGAGGUUGAAUUAACAAAUAUCCAGAAAAAAUAUUAUCGAGCAAUACUAGAAAGAAAUUUCACAUUUCUUAGUAAAGGUGGAUGUGGUUCUAAUAUACCUAAUCUUAUGAAUACUAUGAUGGAACUUAGAAAAUGCUGCAUUCAUCCUUAUUUAAUAAAUGGAGCAGAGGAACAAAUAAUGCAUGAUUAUAAAUCCCAGCAUGAAGAUUGUGCAGAACUUGCCUUAAAUGCUAUGAUUCAGGCCUCUGGUAAAUUAGUUUUAAUUGAUAAAUUGUUGCCACGACUUCGAGCCAGUGGACAUCGUGUACUCGUAUUUUCACAAAUGGUUCGAUGUUUGGAUAUAUUGGAAGAUUACUUAGUACAUAGAAGAUAUCCUUAUGAGAGAAUUGAUGGCCGAGUUCGUGGAAAUCUCAGACAAGCAGCAAUAGAUCGAUUUUGUAAACCAGAUUCUGACAGAUUUGUAUUUUUACUGUGUACAAGAGCAGGAGGAUUGGGAAUAAAUCUUACAGCUGCAGAUACUGUUAUUAUUUUUGAUUCUGAUUGGAAUCCUCAAAAUGAUUUACAAGCACAAGCUAGAUGUCAUAGGAUUGGACAGUCCAAAGCUGUAAAAGUUUAUAGAUUAAUUUGUCGUAACACAUAUGAGAGAGAUAUGUUUGAUAAAGCAAGUUUAAAACUUGGAUUAGAUCGAGCAGUUCUUCAAUCAAUGAAUUCUCAAAAAGACAGUCUGGGUGGAGUGUCACAACAGUUAUCUAAGAAAGAAAUUGAAGAUCUACUGAGAAAAGGAGCUUAUGGUGCUAUAAUGGAAGAUGAUAAUGCUGGAGACAAAUUUUGUGAGGAAGACAUUGAUCAUAUUUUGCAACGUCGAACUCAUGUUAUCACAUUAGAAGGUGAAGGAAAAGGUUCAACAUUUGCUAAAGCAACAUUUUCUGCUUCAAAUAAUAGAUCAGAUAUUGAAAUUGAUGAUCCAAAUUUCUGGGAAAAAUGGGCUAAAAAAGCAAAUCUUGAUGUGGAUGAACUUAAAAAUAGGAAUGACUUAAUAAUUCAAGAACCUAGACGACGCACCCAAACGAGAAGAUUUGGAGCAGAUGAUCAUAUGUUAGAUUUGUCUGAAUUAGAAUCUAGUGAUGAUGAUGACGAAUCAAUUUCAACUCGUACAAGGGGUGCCCGUGGACGUGGUUCUCGUACAGGUCCUACUCGAGGCAGAGGGUCUAGAAAUAGACGUUUAUUUGAUAGAGAGAUUGAUGAUGGUUUUGACGAAGCUGCUGGAAAUUGGUCUAGAGGAGAAUGCUUUAAAGUUGAAAAAGGAUUACUUACAUUUGGAUGGGGAAGAUGGGAAGAAUGUCUAGCAAUGGGUUGUUUCAAAAGAUCUUUUACUAUAAAAGAUGUUGAAGAAAUAUCAAGAGUUAUUUUGUUAUAUUGUUUGCAACAUUACAAAGGAGAUGAAAAAAUUAAAGGAUUCAUUUGGGAUCUUAUUACUCCAACUGCUGAUGGUGAAACUCGUGUACAUAAAAAUCAUUCUGGCUUAUCGGCUCCUGUGCCUAGGGGACGAAAAGGCAGGAAAUUAAAAAAAGAAAUAAAACCAUUUUAUAAUUUGUCAGAAGAAUGGAGUAUGUGGAUCAGAAAUGAAAAGAACAAUCCCGAUUUUUUACUGACUGAUGAAACCUAUAAGAGACAUUUACAGAGGCAUUCAAAUAAAGUAUUGCUUAGAGUGAGACUUCUCUAUUACUUGAAACAUGAAGUUAUUGGAGAUCUUCAUGAUCAAGUUUGUGCUGGAAUUCCUGCAACAGAGAUACAUUUACCUUCACCAUGUGCUGAUGGAGAGCCACCUGCCAUCUGGUGGGAUCCAGAAGCUGAUAAAUCUCUCUUGAUUGGAGUUUAUAAACAUGGUUAUGAACGUUAUAAUGUAAUGAGACAUGAUCCUUCAUUGUGUUUCUUAGCAAGAUGUGGUCCACCAGAUCAUGCAGCUCUUCUAGCUGAACUGAAUGUAAUGGAUGAUUAUUUAGAUGAUCCACCAUCCAAUAAAUAUUUAAAUGACUUCAAAUUUGAGAAAGAAAUGGAAGAAGAAUUUCCCGAAUCUCCUGCCGUUUCUACAAAUGACAGUCUUCCAUCAAAAUUUUCUGGAUCUGAAGAAGUAUCUUCCUUCAAUGCUCAAGAUACAAAUUAUGAAAUUGGAAAAUUACCAUUUCCAUCACCAACUGAUUUAAAUACGCGAUUGAGGCGGAUUAUAACAGGAUAUCAGAGGAGUCAUAAAAAACAAGAAUUAAAAUUGGCACAAAAGGCUAGGAGAAUUGAACGACGUGAAAAGUUUGAAGCAGCUAUAAAAGAAAGAGAAAUGAAAAAGAAAGAAUUGCAGCAACGACAGAAAAGGUGGUCAAGAAGAGAAGAAGCAGACUUUUAUAGGACAGUUUCUACAUUUGGUGUUGAGUAUGACCAUAAAAAGGGAACUUAUAAUUGGAAUCGUUUCAGAGCCAUUGCUCGUUUGGAUAGAAAAUAUGAUGAGACUUUAACUGAAUAUUUUAUUGCUUUUUAUGGCAUGUGUAAGAGAGUAUGUGGAAGAAAACUUACAGAUGAUGAAGAACCAAUCUCUGAAGAAAGAGCAAGUCGCUGUUUGCAGAGGAUAGAUUUGUUAAAUAAAAUCCGUGAAGAGAUAAUGACGCAUCCAGAAUUAGACCUUCGUCUUAAGCUGUGUCAACCAUCCAUGGAUCUUCCAGACUGGUGGCAGUGUGGAAAGCAUGAUAAAGAUCUUCUAAUUGGAGCAGCAAGACAUGGUUUAAGUAGAAUGGAUUACCAUUUGUUACAUGACCCAGAUUUAUCAUUCAAAGAUGUUGCAAGAAAACAAUCAGAAAAAAAUGCUCAGAAAAACAGCAGUCAUGUGUCAACACCAACUGGUUGUACCAGUCCUGUAACAAGUGUUAAUUCAGUCGAGGAUCGUGAAAAUGACAUAAAAGAAGAAAAAAAGGAAGAAUUGGUUGAAGAAAUGAAUAAAACUUCAGAGAUUACAGAACCUGAAAAAGAUGAAGUAGAGUCCUCAACUGUCAUAACUGAAACAAAUAAUACAGAAGAUAAAAAUGUUCCAGAAGCUGUUUCGGAAGAUUUGGUUAAAAUUAAGACAGAAAAUGACGAUAAUCAACAGGAAAUUGAAAGUUCAAAAGUAGAUAAUGUAAAUAAUAAUGAAGAAAGCAAUAUAGUAGAAGAAGAAGAAGAAGAAGAAGAAAAAAAAUGUGAGGAAGAAAAUAAAGAAGUUAAAACAAAAGAAAUAGAAACAGAAGAAAAUGAUGUUAAAAAGCUAGAAAUAACUGAAAAUGCAGAAAUACCUGAAGUAAAAAGUGAAAUUCUUGAGGAUACACCAAAAGUAGAGGCAGAAAAGGAAACAGAAGAUCAAUCUGAUAAUACAUUAAAAGAAACAAACAAGGAAAUUCUUGCACCCAAUCUAGAAGAUUCUCAGGAAGGUACAUCUCAAAAUGAUGAACUUGCAAGUCAAGAGAGUUUUAACAUAGAUAUUGAUAUAAAUGAACCUACAGUAGCGCAAUUACUUGCUCAAUCGUCUGGUUCAUCUGUUCGAUGGCCAAAGGAUAAAGUUCUUCAGAUUCGUUUGGAACAUAUUUGUCAUGCUGUGGAAAAGAAUGAAUGGCCAACAAUUCGUCCUAGUUUCCUUCAAAAUUUUCCAGGUUUGACAUCUUUAUCCAGUUUAUCUACUUCAGCUUUACCACCACCUACUAGUGCUUCUCCUAGUAGAGUUUCACCUGCACCAAGUAUAUCUAGCCAAGGACAAAGCAGUGAACCUACUCCUUAUGCAACACCAGAACAUACACCACACAGAGAAUCAUUUUUACCAGAUAUCCGUAUUUCUCCCGAAUUAGGAAAUUCAAGUCAUAAAAGUCCAAGUCAUAAUGAUGAUAGCAUUAAAGUUCACAGAAGACGAAGACGACGACGCAGAUUUGAAAUAGAAGCUGAAAGAGCCAAGUUACGUGCUCUUUUAUCUCAGAAUAUCCAGAAUAUUCAACAUCACCAGCAACAAUUACAACAAGUGCAACAAUUUCUUACUCCAUCAUCUGCAACUUCAAUUCUACAACCUCGUCUAUGGAAAGAACACAGUGUAAUUGAAGGAGAGAAAUCAACUUCAAAUUCCACGUCUGUAACUUCUAGUUCUAAUGGUCCUCCUCCGGCUCAUCAGAAUUCUGCUCCUCGUUUAACUACAUCAACAGGAACUUUAGAUCUACGUGUAAAACCAUCAUCAUCACAAUCUGUUACGCUUACUAAUUCAAAUUCAGUUCAAAGAAAUCAAGAAACCGGAAACUCUCCAUCUUCUCCUAUGGAUUUAAGUUCAACAUCAUCUCCUUUUGGUAUAUCCUCGUUUGAAUCACAAAGCCCUAGUCAAAGAAGUAGAGGUGGUAGUUCACCAUUAAAUGGAGAAAUGCGUGGUAGAGGACGAGUUCGCCCCCGUGGAAAAUUAAAUGGUAGAGGUGGAAGUCGUAUAGACGCACUUGCAUUGAAUUUGCAAGCCAGAAAACAACAACAGAUAAUGGAAGAACAGCAGCAACAACAGCAACAAAGACAACAUCAGUCAGUUUUACAAACCUCUUCAAUUUUACAUGAACUUGGUCAGCAAGAAAAAUCUAGAGAUACUGAAUUACAAGAUCAUGAAUUACAAUUAUUAAAAGAGCAUGCUCAAGAAUUACAGUUACAUGGAAAGAAGGGUGGUGGUGGUAGUAGUACAGAAGAAAGUGUACGCUUAUUAAGAAAUCGAAAUGUAUCAUUGGGUUUGGCAUCACCAUCAGUAGCUCAUUCGUCUUCCAUAAGACAUGAUUCAGAUAAUUCUGCAUCAAGGAAACUUCAUUCAGGAAACAAAAUUGAAGAAAGACUUUCCAAUAAUCCAUUCCUAACUGAUCAAAACGCUGCUGUUCAUCAAGAUUUUAAGAAAUGGUUAGAAGAACACCCAGAAUUAGUAGCUGCUAAUCCAAAUUUACUAGCAGCAGCUGCAGCUAUGGCAUUCAAUCCUAUGCCUUGCAUGCCACAUACAGAACUGCUUGAAUUACCUGAUAGUAGAAGAAGAGGUAGGAGACCUCGUAUCGAUCCUUCAAAGUUGGAUUAUGAGAGGCUUACAGGAGAGGAAAAUGUUUCUGUAAUAAAUAGAAUCACUGGUAAAAAAAUAACAGGGAGUAAAGCUCCAACUCUAAAGCAUCUGGCAGAUUGGUUAGAAAAGAACCCAAUGUUUGAUGUUGAUCCUAAGUGGGGACCUCUUGUGCGUGAUAAAGGUAAUCUUCCAGAAGGAUUACAUAAACGGAUUAUGACACCUUUAGAAAAAAGAGGUCGUCGCACAGCUGCUUCUAUGUUAGCCAGUGCUCAAGCUAUGGGUACACCUUCCUCGACAUCAUCUAGUUUAGCUUUCCCAUCAACUUCAAGUAUGAGUCCUCUCAGCUUUGCUAAUACAGGAAUGUUAACAGGUUUUCCAGGCAUGAAAUUUUUUGUGGAUUCAACUAAGAGUAGUUCAACAACUCCAACAACAGCAACAAGUACAACUACUCCUUUGUUUCUUCCAUUUGGAGGAUUGGCUAGUAUGGGAAUUACUAGCCCUCUCUUUGGCUUCCCAGGGUUCAAUUUUCAGGGACUUGGAAGUACAACUGCCUCUUUAAAUAGUUCAACAACCUUAUCUUCAUCAAAAGAAAAGCAUGAGAAGGAAAGAGAGAAAAAUAAAGAUGAAAAGGUUUCAGAAAGUUCGUCUCGGAAGAUAAGUGGAACAAAUGAAAAAUUAUCGGGAACUGGAACUACAGGAUCUAGUAACAAUACAUCAAGUUCUCCAUUAUCAUCUGCAUCAUCUUUACCUUUUCUCCACUAUGCACCUGGACUAUUAUAUAAUCCUUUAGGGUUGGGUGGAUUUGCACUUUCUCCUAACCUUCCUGCUUCUUUUGCAUCAUUAUCACAAGCAGGCUUGGUAAAUGGUUUAGGUAACUUAAGUACAUCAGUUACUAGUACAUCAAUAACGCCCACAACAUCAACUUCCCUCAGUACCCGAACAACAAAUUCUUCACUUCUCAGAACAGUCCCUACAUCACGAAGUAAUAGGGAAUCAGGUGUUGACAAGAGGCUAGCAAGUCAUGAUUCUGACAAUGAAAGUAUGAAAUCAUUUUUAGGUAAUCAUGAUGAAGAAGAGGAGGAAAGGAAGCUGGAAAGUUCAUCUUUAAAUGAUCAUGUGAGAGAAGAUUUAAGUGUAAAAGAAGUUGGCAAUUCUACAUCAUUGUUACAUUUUUCUAAACCUGUGGAAAAGGCUAAUCUUGUUUCUGAAAAAUUAAGCAAAAAUGAAAGGACUGAGGAAUUUGAAGAAAAAACAGACAUUUGUAAACCACAAGUAGAUUUUCACAGUAAGCAAAAUGAAAGAAUAAGUGAAGAUCCUACCUCAUUGAAUAAAAAUUCUUUAGAAGAAGAAAAACCAUCUUAGUGUUUUUGUUUUAACUGUGAUAGAGUAUUACUAGAAAUAACUUGAUGUACAAGAAAUAAAUGCAACUUACUGCCAUUUAGCACCUGUUUUGCCAGGGUUGUAGUGGCACAUUACAGACUUCGUGUUAAAGGGCAUGGACAAGAUCUUAUACUUUUUAAAUGAUUCUCAGAAUAUUUCAUUUACUGAGUGUGGAACAUUCAAGAGACAAACUGUGUUCAGAAUAUUAAUUUUGACAUCUAUAUUAUGUAUUAACAACUGUUGUGCAUUUAAUUUUUUUGUCUAUAGGUAAAAGACAUUGAAACCUCACAUUGUGACAAACAGCUUUAUCAUCUCCCUUAUACGGGUUAAUUGGGUUACAUUUUAGAUCAAUUGGGGUUAGGUUUCUAAAUAUUUGGCUGUCGAACUAAUGUAAUUGACUGAUUUGCAGCUGUUCUGCCUGAUGUCAAGCUCAAGCACAAUUGACAUGGUAAAUUUUUAGAUAUACAUUCCUUACAAUAGGUUCAGUAUUCAGCUGUUUGUACUUAAUCAUGUAGAGGGCUGUUAGUGAAUUAUUUAUAACAAUCGUGUUGUGGUCAGAUUGCUGCCAACAGGUAGUUAUUGUACUGUUUUGCAGUUUCUUAAUUAAGACUUCUGUACAUACCAACUAUUUUGAAACAGGCAGCUUAUUUAUUUUAAUACAGGACAGAUCUUGCUACUCAGAUGACCAGCAGCUCAGGCAUAGUGCACACUCCCUAAUAAUUUUGCAGGUGCUUCUGUCAGGAAAAUAUUCUCCUGGGUAUGGCAUAAUUAUUCUUAACUUUACCUCAUUGCCAAUACUAAAUGGCAGUAAAUACAUCACAUCUCCAUCCUGCAGAUUACUAUAAACUUUAUUAUAUUGGUUAAAAAUUGAACUAUGUAAUAUAACAACUUUGAACAAACCUGCUUUCAGUAUUGCCUGUUCUCAUCUCCAUUCCAUGUUGAUGGCUGUGUAAAAAGAACCUGUUGCAGUUGUUUACUUUGGAAUGAAGACAUUAAAAAUCUGUAACAUUA
Molecule: messenger RNA, 13185 nt
Organism: Centruroides sculpturatus (bark scorpion)
Lineage: Eukaryota; Metazoa; Arthropoda; Arachnida; Scorpiones; Buthidae
Gene: kis
Product: chromodomain-helicase-DNA-binding protein 7-like
Exons: 46
Coding region: 145-12156 (4003 amino acids)
Molecular function (GO): ATP binding; protein binding; ATP-dependent chromatin remodeler activity
Source: RefSeq, a predicted model, not a curated record